Messenger RNA from Hydractinia symbiolongicarpus, 4213 nucleotides. Its product is annotated as protein ABHD18-like. The coding region runs from base 726 to 2144 and encodes 472 amino acids. NCBI's taxonomy places the organism in Eukaryota, Metazoa, Cnidaria, Hydrozoa, Anthoathecata, Hydractiniidae. The record is from RefSeq and is a predicted model, not a curated record. The transcript has 2 exons.
CAUAUCUUAUAUAACAUAUCUUUAAGCAUCACUGAAAAUUCAUUGGUAGAAGUGAAACAAAAGAGGCAGAAUUGCCAUAGCUUUCCAAAAAAAGUAAAAAUUGGCACUAAGAUUGCAACAAUAAGCUUUUGACCCUGAAACAUUUUACUGGUAGGUCAUUCUAGAUAUAAGAUAUAAAUACAAAGUAUGGGCAGGAUCAGAAAUUGGUAAAUUUACCCAAACACAAUCAUUUUGUCUAAAAUUCCGAAUGUCCUCUGAAUGUUAUUUUUUGGAGUAAACUUGCACUAACACAAAAAUUAAUACACACAGAAUACGCUCAUAUUGCUAUUGCAUAAAAAUUAAUACACGUAAAAUAGAUUUUUCUCUAUCACAUGAAAAUUAGUAUGAAUAGAGGUAAGCCGGCCAGUGUCAUUUGAAAGAAAUAAUUGCACAACUAAAAACAAUCACCACUGCUGCUUUUGCCUAGUUGAACUAUUGAAAAUCUCUGUGUAAGUGAAUAGCUUAUUUAAUGAAUAUAAUUGUCAAUUGUCAAUAAUAAUAUUUGUGUGCUAAUUCAAUGGAAAUCCUAAAAGGACCUUAAUACCCCCUUCACUUGCUAGCUGUAAAUAUCAAUGAAUGUUCAGGCAGGUGUUUUGUUCUCCCAGAAAUAAAAUGACUCCAAUUUAACACAAAGAAAAACAUCUGUAUGUGCUUUUUUGUUUCAGCUUUUAAAUAUAUACUGUGCCAUGUUAAAUAAAUCAGAUGCUGCAUUUAAAAUGGUCACUGCCUUUGUUAAAUUUUUCUCCAAUGGUUGGGGUAAUCCUGAAAUAAUACAGCAACUUUCAGAAUGGCAGAAAAUCGUGCUUGACAAGAGGAAAAUGUUACAGGAUGUUUACAAAGUGUUGGAGAAAACAGAAAUAAAAAUAACUGCUGCUAAACAAAUAAACUCAUCCCUAACUGUAUAUAAAGGUGAAUUCAUUUCACCAUUGACAAAGUUUAUACCAAAAGCACUGCCGCCAGAAAGUGAAAAAGCUUAUUUUGAAUUAGUUUUACCAAACAAGUGGAAAAACAAGAAACCCAUUUGUCUGCAUUUAGCUGGCACUGGUGAUCAUUUUUUUUGGCGAAGGAGACAUUUUAUGGCCACCCCGUUGGCAAAACAAUAUUCAAUGGGGUCGAUUAUCUUAGAAAAUCCAUUUUAUGGGUGUCGAAAACCAAAAGACCAAGUCCGCUCUGCAGUUAACCAUGUUUCAGACAUUUUUGUUAUGGGUGCUGCAUUGCUGUUUGAGACAGUUACUUUGAUGUUGUGGUGUCAGAGAAAUGGUUAUGGUCCAUUGGGGAUCACUGGGAUAUCAAUGGGUGGACACAUGGCGACUGUAUCUGCUUCAGGAUGGUUUGAGCCAAUGGCUAUUGUACCCUGCUUAUCUUGGUCAUCUGCUGGUCCUGCAUUUACAGAUGGUGUUCUCAGCCAGUCCGUUAACUGGCAAGUACUGGACGAACAAUUCGAACGUGAGCCUAUUUACAGCAAACUUUUAAGACAAGAUGAAGAAUUCGAAAGACUUUUAAAGACACAUUAUGUCUGUCCAAAUUCUUCUGAAGGCUUAAAUCAACCUAUACAGCAGAGUAAUGACACCACAAAAAACGAAAGUGAUCAUUCCAAAGCUUCUUUCUUGUACUCAAAAUUUUCGUCGAUUCUCCCGGAUUUACAAAUAAGUUCGUAUAUUGAUUUUCGUGGCAAGAAAAUCGGACCUAUAGCUUUAGAAAUUGACUUAUGGAAAUAUUUAGAAACAAUCCCAAAAAGCCUUUACAACUCCACCAACAAUCGAUUGAAUUUGGAUUAUAUACGUGAAUUCGCGUUAUCGACUAACUUUGUUUCUGCAUCACCCUCUAAAGAAACUGUAGCAUACAUGACUGCCAUUAUGGAUCAAGCUACUCACUUAUCUCAUUUCAACCAGCCUCACAAAGACUCGCCUAUUACGUACGUUGUUGCUGAACAUGACCGCUACAUACCAAGAGAGUUUUAUAAUGUAACACCACAAGACAUCUACCCACAGGCCGAGGUUCGAACAAUAAAUACUGGUCACGUCCUGGCUGUUUUGAAAUAUCAGCAAGAUUUUCGAGACGCUAUAAAAGAUUGUUAUGAAAAACUUGGAUGCGAUUUCAGUUAGCGGUAUUUUAUGGUGUUUGUUCAAAUUUUUUUUGUAGUCAUGGUAACAAUUUUUGCACUCAGAAGCUUUAAAUUGCAAAGAAAAUGUGAUUCACUAAAAAUAAAGUUUUUGAUAAAAUAAAAAAAUGAAUCAGAUAAACACGAAGGUGUGCGAUCUUGUACUUUAAUUAGUUUUUUAAUUUUUGUUUGUUUGUUUGUUUUUAUUGUUGUUGUUUUGUAACACAAUGAUAAAUUUCUAGUUCAAUCACAGCUCUACUAAUGGUUAAAUUCAUCUACCCCCUUCUCUAUCCACAUAGCUUUUUGGGGUUGUACGCUGAUCUUGUUUUGUACGUGGCGAGAGAGCUUGCUAAUACUGCCUAUGUAAGUCGUGACAGUUAAUUUUUUCAUUUUUCUGCACAAUUUAUAUCGUCUCCUGCCCUUGCUUUUGUGAUUGUCUUUAGGUAUAUCUAACAAUAUUUGGAAGUUGUUCAACUUGACUAGGAGAUCGUUCUGGUGACAAAAACUACAACUCCUUAGCAUUUUUACAGAAUCUUAUUUUUAACAUGUCUCCAUAAAUUUACCAAUGUGUGGUGUAUACUGGUUAUUACCAUAAUCGCAAGGUUGCCACACCACCUAAUAAUCCUAAAACAUACUAAAAAAUAAAUUCUUGCUGAAUAAUUCUAAAAUUUCCUUAUUUCUUCUGACGAAAACUCCAAAAAAUCUCUUAAAUAUUUAGGGAACAUCUAUUUGUCAAACUCAAUUUUAUAAUGGAUUUUAUUUUGUGGAGGUUAUAUUUACAGUCUAUAUCAGAUAACACGAAAAUGAAAUCUGAUCAAUCCAAUUUGUUUUCCUUGUUCAAUUUGUUUGACAUCCUUGAUUCUUAUGAUUCUAAGUUACACUUUCACUAACGCAAAUUUUCCUUGUUACACAAAAAAAAUCUCCUAAAAACAAAAAACUCUUCUAAAUUGGCCUGAGUAUCCUUAAAAAAUUUAGUUACAAAGUGAGUGGGAACCCUAAAUCGAUCCAUAUACUUUUAAAAGUGUAAUUAACGUGAGAGAAAUUCUGCGGCAUUCAAUUUUACCCAAUUUGCUUUAGUGAAUUUGUCCAAUAUUUGCAAAUUAAUAUUUCGACCGUAAAAUGUUGAUAUCGGAUUCGCAAAAACAUAUCACGGAAAUAUAUUUAUGGGGACCAAACAUAAAAUAUGUUUCCAUUUGUCUUACAUCUAUCGCUCCUAGGAUAAUUUCUUAGGUAAGGAAAAAGCAAUUUGGGCUGGCUCGCUUCGUUUUUUGCUAACUUCAUUGGUGGAAUGUUUCUUUUCUUUGUUUCUGUGUUUUUAACUGGUUCGUGAUACAAUUCUGUGAUAUUUAUAACAUAUAUAUACAUAUAUAAUCUGUUGAAAUUAUAACUUGAAAUUUUGAAAUAUAACAAGAAGAAAAAAACAAAGUUUAUUUAGACAUUUUUUACGUCAAUAAUUUUAAAUUAGUCUUACUACUACUCCUUAAAACUGUAAGCGGAAUUUACUCUUUGAAACUUGGAAAGUUGAAAAAAUGGGAAAAACUCUGGGAAAAUAAGCUAUUUUAUGUUUAGGUCUGUGUUUUAAGUUUUAUUCGUUUUCAUGUUAUGGAAACCGUAUUGAAACUUCUGUAUUUCUUGAACAGAAUUUCGUCUUGUCAGAAAACUGAAAUAAAUCUCAAAAAGUCUUUGAAUUUUCUUUUAGCCACCCUGAGCAGUAAAAAAAUGUAGAUUUGUUUCGAAUGUAUUAGGAGUUAAAAAUUGUAUAUUUGUGAAAAAUUGUAAUACAUCGCUUUUGUAUUUUUGUUUUAUCUCUUUUCUAAUGAUAAAACAACUUCUCCCAUUUUGAUCAACGAACCAACUUGGUUAACACGCGCCAAUGAGUUUUUGACUGCUACAAUUAUAGACAGUAUUAUAAAUUAAGGCUGGUUAACUGAGCGAUGACUGACAGCUGAUGACAAUAUCAGAAAGCCCAUAUUUGCGUUCGUCGCAAUUCGAAUAAAAAGACUUCUAAAUAGUUAUUUUUCUGUUGCAAAAUUUCUGAAUUUGAAGGAGAUGGCUUCAUAAUGCUGUAUGUUU